This is a messenger RNA of Lodderomyces theae, 2055 nucleotides long. RefSeq names its product Kar3p (gene KAR3). Gene Ontology annotation, molecular function: ATP binding; microtubule binding; microtubule motor activity. NCBI's taxonomy places the organism in Eukaryota, Fungi, Ascomycota, Pichiomycetes, Serinales, Debaryomycetaceae. The transcript has a single exon. The record is from RefSeq and is a predicted model, not a curated record. Bases 1 to 2055 code for a protein of 684 amino acids. Gene Ontology annotation, biological process: microtubule-based movement.
AUGAGCAGCAUAUAUGAUUCAGAAGACAAGGAAAAUGUUGUUAGAACUGGACUUGGGGGAAGUAAACCAAUACAGACCAACUUGUCACCUCAACGACUAGAUAAACGAACAAAACAGAGUAAGCAAGUACCUUACCACCACACAGCAAAGAUGAGAAGAUUCACCCUGACAAUGAACAAGUCAUCCGGACUCACUAUAUCCGAAGUACAUCACUUACGUCAACAAAUUAAUGAAAAGGAGCGAGAGAUAGAUCUGUUGAAUACCAGCUUUAUAUCUUUGAGGACUCAAGUAGAGUCACAAACGUUGAACAACUUUACAGUUGAAAGUAAGUACUUACAACUAGAAAGACAAUUGAAAGAGUUGAAACUGAAUGUUGAAAAACUAAACAACUUUGAAGAGUCGUCCAUGAGAGAAUUGCAACACAAGUUUGAAAUUCUGAGCCAAGAGAUGAUGGUGAAGCAUAAAGAGAGAUUGAAUCUGAGAAAAGAAGAAAUCGCUACAGAGAUAGAUAAGAUUCUUCAAGAGAAGCAGAGUAAAUAUUUGAAUGCGAUUGAAAAAUUGAAUGCUAAUUUGAAAAGUUUUCAAGAGAAGAAAGAGAGUUUAGGUAACGAGUUUCAACAAAGGUUGGAAUUGGCUAGACAAGAAUUUAAGGACAGAGAGAAAGCCCUUCAGGAAAAUUUGCAACAAGUUCAGUCAAGUAAUGAGGAAACUUCUGCCUCUAUCAAGCACAGUAUUGAUAGCCUCAGAUCAAAAAUCAAUGACCUUACCGACAAGAGCAUCCCCCUGAAGCAAAAAGAGUAUGCCAAGUACGAAUCUAUUGCCCAACAAUUAAAGUCCAAGAACUCUGACAAGCAAGCGGAAAUUGACUCGGCAAGGUCUGAAAUACAAAGUAAGUCUGACCUAAUUUCAGAGCUAGAUGGAAAAGCGAAAUUACGAAACGACGAAUUAUCAAGAAUGAAGUUUGAGAUCAAAAGGAUGAAGAUGGAAUUGGUGGAUCAAGAAACCAAAAGACGAAAACUACACGCACAAUUGCAAGAUCUAAAGGGAAACAUUCGCGUAUUCUGCCGUAUCAGGGCGGUAGCUGCAGAAUCAAAACUCAUAAAAUUCGACUUGCCUGAUGAAGACUUGAACGAGGAUGCAAAGCAAGAACUAUCUAUAGUCAAGGAGAAUGUCGGAAUAUUUAACUCCGCAAACUCGUACAAAUUCCAAUUUGACAAGAUAUUUUCCAUGAACCACGAAAACGAGUGCAUAUUUGAGGAGUAUUCGCAAUUGAUACAGAGUUGCAUAGACGGGUCCAAUGUCUGUGUGUUUGCUUAUGGACAAACAGGAUCCGGUAAAACAUUCACCAUGUCACAUCCGGUGAAUGGGAUGAUUCCCUUGUCAAUCAAAAAAGUGUUUGAUGAUAUUAAAGAACUAGAUACACAAGAGCAGCAAUGGGAGUACGAAAUUAAUGGGAAAUUUAUCGAAAUAUACAAUGAAAACAUUAUAGACCUUUUGAAUCCACAACUGAGUGAAAAACACGAGAUUAAGCAUGAUGACGUCAACUGUAAAACCACAAUCACAAAUAUCACAACAGUUCCAAUUACAUCUCCGUCACAAGCAAACUCAAUUCUUGAGCAAGUCAAUAAAAGAAGAAGCACAGCUGCUACAAAGUCAAAUGACAAGUCCUCACGCUCACAUUCGAUAUUCAUCAUUGAUAUCAAGGGCUCGAACAAGGCCACGGGAGUGAAGACAUUUGGCACUUUGAACCUAAUAGAUUUGGCCGGUUCCGAACGUAUAAGUGUAUCGCAAGUUGAAGGGGACCGUUUAAAGGAAACGCAAGCUAUAAAUAAAUCGCUUUCAGCAGUGGGCGAUGUGAUAUCCUCUUUAAACUUGAACCAAGGAUCGCACAUUCCCUACAGGAAUUCCAAAUUGACAUACUUGCUCAAGCAUAGUCUUGGAGGAAAUUCCAAAACUCUCAUGUUUGUCAAUAUAUCCCCAUUGAGUGCAAAUUUCAAUGAGACAAUAAACUCGCUCCGAUUUGCUACAAAGGUAAAUAGUACCAAGCUAGGUUGA